Molecule: messenger RNA, 897 nt
Organism: Thlaspi arvense
Lineage: Eukaryota; Viridiplantae; Streptophyta; Magnoliopsida; Brassicales; Brassicaceae
Source: the annotation of a GenBank genome assembly
AUGAAGACUAUUAGUGGGUUAGGGAUUGGGUUGAGUUUGGUGUUUGGGUUUCUUCUAUUAGCACUUGUUGCAGAAGUCUAUUACCUUCUGAGAUGGAAGAAGCACAAGAAGAAAGUCACAAGCCAAGAGAGCGAAGAAGAGAAAGAAGAAGAAGAACAAAUUGGGUAUGCCAAGGAACUUAUUCAGCUCUUCUGCUUCAAGAAAAAGCCUCAGUCUUUACAGGCCAACAAUGGCGGAAGAGAAGGGGAAAUCUCGAGGAAUCAAGACGGGAGUGAAGAUUUAGAGCUUGGGUUGAUGAAGCAUUUGGGUGGAGGAGAUCUAGGGUUUGAAGCAGAGCUCAUGAAGCUUCAUAACCAGAGGUUUCUCUUCACAAUCAUGGAGGAGACGAAAGCGGAUUUGGAAUCUGAUGAUGGGAAAUCGAGAUUGGGUUCGAGAUCGAGAAGAAGGAGCCUGAGUGAUCUUCUAGCUGGAGUAAAUGACUGUAAUACCCCAGGAUUCACUCCAUUGGCCUCUCCUACUACGCUAAAGUCGUCAUCGCCUUUAGAGUCUUACUCACACCAUGGAUUCAAUCCUCUGUUUGAGUCGGACGGCGAGCACGAGUUUAACAAGUUUUUCAGGUCGUCGUCUUCCUCCCCUCCGCCGAAAUUCAAGUUCAUGAGAGACGCGGAAGAGAAACUGAGGAGGAGAUUGAUUGAGGAAGCCAAAAGGAGAGAGCAAAAAACGGAACUUUCGACUGUAACAGAGGGUUCGUUUCUGAAGUUCAUGAACCCCGCGACGAACAGAGAGAAGAAACAGAGUAAUCAAGAAUCUGAUAAAACGCUGUCGUUUUCUCCUUCUUCUUCUUCAUCAGGUACAAAUGUUAGAACGUUAAUCCAGAAAUCCACACUGGUUGUUUAG